Hibiscus syriacus is the source of this 1109-nucleotide messenger RNA. RefSeq lists its product as uncharacterized. The transcript has 3 exons. Lineage: Eukaryota; Viridiplantae; Streptophyta; Magnoliopsida; Malvales; Malvaceae. The record is from RefSeq and is a predicted model, not a curated record. Bases 25 to 1077 code for a protein of 350 amino acids.
CUCUUGCUAAAUGAAUAUCAUUCAAUGGAACAUCCAAAGAACUUAUCUCCAGGAACUUCUGCCGUAGUUUUUCUCCUUUUUGCUGGUUUUCUCUACAUUUGUGUAUGGUCCCCUUCAAGCCCUUUACUCUCCUACAAUGAACUGAUCAAUGCUCCACCCAAAAAUUAUUUCCCUGUAAAAGACGAGCUCGAAUUGGCAUUAGAGGGAGCUUCCAUGCAGAACAGGACAGUGAUCAUCGCGGUCGUCAACCGAGCAUACGUCGAGCAGACUGUUGACGCCGAGACCACAAUGCUGGACCUAUUCUUGGAGAGCUUUUGGCUGGGAGAAGAUACGAGGCCGUUGCUCGACCAUCUGCUCCUUGUGACCGUGGAUCAGACGGCUCACGACCGGUGUGUGUUCAAGCGGUUGCAUUGUUACCGGCUAGUGACGGAGGGGGUCGAUUUCGGGGAGGAGAAGGUUUACAUGUCGGGGGAUUUCAUCAAGAUGAUGUGGAGAAGAACCCUUUUCCUUUUGGAUGUCUUGAAGCGUGGAUACAACUUCAUUUUUACGGACACCGAUGUAAUGUGGUUACGAAAUCCAUUUGCUAAGCUAAGUCUAAAUGGAACCGAGGAUCUCCAAAUUAGCGUUGAUAAAUUUUCCAGCGAUCCAAGACCCGAUCGCAAUUUGAUCAACACAGGCUUCUACCUCAUCAAAUCAAACAACAAGACGAUCGCUCUCUUCAGCCGAUGGUAUUCGCUCAAGGACAAAUUCACAAGGUCAAAAGAGCAAGAUGUGUUGUUAGACCUAAUGCGACAUGGCAUCGUCACCGAGUUUCAUCUCCGAGUAAGGUUCUUGGAGACAAGGUAUUUCAGUGGCUUCUGUGAAGACAGUCGAGACGUCAGUGCGGUGGCGACGGUCCACGCGAAUUGUUGCCGCCACAUAAAUGCCAAGGUUAGGGAUUUAACGGCUGUCCUCCGCGACUGGAAGCGGUUCAAGGCGGCUGUGACCAAGUAUCCCAUGGCUGCUCGAAAUAUAACUAGCAGUUUUCGUUGGUCACCACACGAUGGAUGUUGGAAUUCAUGGAAACGUCAUUAUUAACUUAAAACAUAUUGGUUUCGUUCUUAAUUUUU